Molecule: messenger RNA, 7033 nt
Organism: Ochotona curzoniae (black-lipped pika)
Lineage: Eukaryota; Metazoa; Chordata; Mammalia; Lagomorpha; Ochotonidae
Gene: LRRK1
Product: leucine rich repeat kinase 1
Exons: 33
Coding region: 295-6339 (2014 amino acids)
Biological process (GO): protein phosphorylation
Molecular function (GO): protein kinase activity; protein binding; ATP binding
Source: RefSeq, a predicted model, not a curated record
UUUUUUUUCUUCUUCACUUUUCCAUCCUGUGAGGUUGGGUAGGUAAGUGGGCUGGGAAGAGAACUAUUGCAAAGAGAAGGAAAAUGCACACAAAAUAAUGUCCCAGUGAAUAUGUGUGGGGAUGCAAGAGGACUUGACACACCCUUCUGAUUUGAUGAUGAUUUUCACCACAGGACGUCGCAGCUCCUGCUCAGCUAGGAUGGUGUGUCUGCAACUUCACCUACCCCGCGGGCAGUGGCAGCUGCAGUGACGAGCGUGGAACCUGUCUUCAGACAUCUACUGGCUCCAGGGCUGAUGGCCGGCAUGUCGCAGAGACCUCCCAGCAUGUACUGGUGUGUGGGGCCGGAGGGGUCAGCUGUGUGUCCCGAGAGCGCCAUGGAGACCCACACUGGUGCCAGAGUCAUGGGCAGCAAGCCGUCCACCCCGGGCAGUGACUGCACAGCGCAGGCCCUCAGGACAGAGGACAUCCAUGCUGCCUACAGACGAGGAGACUCUGGCAGGGCCCGGGACCUGCUCCGAGAAGCUUGUGAGGAAAGCACAUCCCAGUUGGACAAGAGCCAGCUUCUGAGCAUCGCUGCGGCUCACGGGGACCUGGAGACAGUCCGUUAUCUCCUCACCGAGAAACAGGUGCAGCUGCCGACCGAGCCCACAGACGACAACCCAGCUGUGGUGGCGGCACACUUUGGGCACACGGCAGUUGUGCAGGAACUGCUGGAGUCCUUACCAGCCCCCUGCAGCCCCCAGCGCCUGCUGAACUGGAUGCUAGCCUUGGCAUGUCAGCGGGGGCACCUGGGCAUCGUAAAGCUCCUGGUGCUGACACAUGGGGCCGACCCGGAAAGCUACGCGGUCAGGAAGAAUGAGUUUCCCGUCAUCGUGCGCCUGCCCCUUUACGCAGCCAUCAAGUCAGGAAAUGAAGACAUUGCCAUAUUCCUGCUUCGCCACGGGGCCCAUUUCUGUUCCUACAUCCUACUGGACAGUCCUGACCCCAGCAAACAUCUGCUCAGAAAGUACUUCAUUGAAACCAGCACCUCCAGCAUCCAUGCGGGGAAAAUGCAGGCGCUUCGUGUGAAGUGGUCCCGUCUCAAGCUGCCCUGGGUGGAUCUGGACUGGCUCAUCGACAUCUCCUGCCAGAUCACCGAGCUCGACUUGUCUGCCAACUGCCUGGCUUCGCUGCCCUCCGUCAUCCCCUGGGGACUCAUCCACCUCCAAAAGCUGAACCUCUCUGCCAACCACCUGGGCGAGCUGCCCAGCGUGCAGUCCUCGGACGAGAUCAUCUGCUCCAGGCUGCUGGAUAUUGACAUCUCCUGCAACAAGCUGUGCCACCUGCCGCCGGGCUUCCUGCACCUCUCCAAACUGCAGAGGCUCACGGCUUCCAAGAACUACCUGGAGAAAAUGUUUGAAGAAGAAAAUGCCACCAAUUGGAUCGGUCUGCGGAAGCUGCAGGAACUCGAUCUGUCGGACAACAAGCUGACGGAGCUCCCGGCCCUGUUCAUGCAUUCCUUCAAAUCCCUCAGCUCCCUCAAUGUCUCCAGAAACAACCUGAAGGUGUUCCCAGACCCCUGGGCCUGCCCCCUGAAGUGCUGCAAAGCAUCCAGAAACGCCCUGGAGGCGCUGCCCGACAAGGUGACUGUGUUCUGGAAGAACCACCUCAGAGACGUGGACUUCUCCGAGAAUGCACUCAAGGCCGUGCCCCUGGGCCUCUUCCAGCUGGACGCCCUCAUGUUCCUGCGGCUGCAAGGAAACCAGCUCGUGGCCCUCCCACCCCAAGACAAGUGGACCUGCCGACAACUCAAAACCCUGGAUCUCUCUAGAAACCAGCUUGGCAAAAACGAAGAUGGACUCAAAACGAAGCGCAUUUCCUUCUUCACCACCAGAGGGCGCCAGCGCUCAGGGCCCGAGGCAGCUUGCGUACCGGAGUUCCCAGCCUUCCUGAGCGAGUCGCUGGAAGUGCUUUGCCUGAACGACAACCAGCUAGACGCUGUGCCCCCAUCUGUCUGCCUGCUAAAGAGCUUAUCCGAGCUCUACUUGGGCAACAACCCUGGCCUCCGGGAGCUCCCCGCGGAGCUGGGGCAGCUGAGCAACCUCUGGCAACUGGACAUUGAGGACCUGCACAUCAGCAAUGUGCCUGCGGACAUCAGGAAGGAAGGCCCCAAGGCCGUGCUGUCCUACCUGCGUGCCCAGCUGCGGAAGGCGGAGAGGUGCAAGCUAAUGAAGAUGAUCAUCGUGGGUCCCCCACGCCAGGGCAAGUCCACCCUCCUGGAGAUCUUGCAGACGGGAAGGGCCCCCCAGGUGGUGCCCAGCGAGGCCACCAUCAGGACCACCAAAUGGGAGCUCCAGAGGCCAGCGGGCUGCAGAGCCAAGGUGGAGUCCAUAGAGUUCAAUGUCUGGGACAUUGGGGGCCCAGCCAGCAUGGCCACCGUCAACCAGUGUUUCUUCACGGACAAGGCCCUGUACGUGGUUGUCUGGAACCUGGCGCUGGGGGAGGAAGCCGUGGCCAACCUCCAGUUCUGGCUGCUCAACAUCGAGGCCAAGGCCCCCAACGCAGUGGUGCUGGUGGUGGGCACGCACCUGGACCUGAUCGAAGCCAAGUUCCGUGUGGAGAGGAUCGCGACGCUGCGUGCCUACGUGCUGGCACUCUGCCGCUCCCCUGCCGGCUCCAGGGCCACCGGCUUCCCGGACAUCACCUUUAAGCACUUGCAUGAGAUCUCCUGUAAGAGCCUGGAAGGCCACGAAGGGCUGCGGCAGCUCAUCUUCCACGUCACGUGUAACAUGAAGGACGUAGGCAGCACCAUCGGCUGCCAGCGGCUGGCAGGGAGGCUGAUCCCCAGGAGUUACCUGAGCCUACAGGAGGCUGUGCUGGCGGAGCAGCAGCGGCGCAGCCAGGCCGAUGAUGUGCAGUACCUGACGGACAGGCAGCUGGAGCAGCUGGUGGAACAGACACCCGACAAUGACAUCAAGGAUUAUGAGGACCUUCAGUCCGCCAUCAGCUUCCUCAUCGAAACCGGCACGCUGCUGCACUUUCCCGACACCAGCCACGGCCUGCGCAACCUCUACUUCCUCGACCCCAUCUGGCUGUCCGAGUGUCUGCAGCGGAUCUUCAACAUCAAGGGCUCCCGCUCAGUGGCCAAGAAUGGGGUGAUCCGUGCCGAGGACCUGCGGAUGCUCCUGGUGGGGACGGGCUUCACCCAGCACACUGAGGAGCAGUACUUCCAGUUCCUGGCCAAGUUCGAGAUUGCCCUGCCCGUCGCCAACGACAGCUACCUCCUCCCGCACCUGCUUCCGUCCAAGCCAGGCCUGGACACCCAUGGCCUGCGGCACCCCGCGGCCAACACCAUCCAGAGGGUGUUCAAGAUGAGCUUCGUCCCCGUCGGCUUCUGGCAGAGAUUCAUCGCACGGAUGCUGAUCAGCUUGGCUGAGAUGGACCUGCAGCUCUUUGAGAACAAGAAGAACAACACGAAGAGCAGGAACCGGAAAGUGGCCGUCUACAGCUUCACGGGGAACCAGAGGAACCGCGGCAGCACAUUCCGCGUGAAGCGUAACCAGACCAUCUACUGGCAGGAGGGGCUCCUGGUCACCUUCGACGGAGGCUACCUCAGUGUGGAAUCCUCCGAUGUGAACUGGAAGAAGAAGAAAAGCGGAGGCAUCAAGAUCAUCUGUCAGUCAGAGAUGCGCGACUUCUCGGCCAUGGCUUUUAUCACAGACCACGUCAAUUCCCUCAUCGACCAGUGGUUUCCCGCCCUGACGGCCACCGAAAGCGAUGGGACCCCUCUCAUGGAGCAAUAUGUGCCCUGCCCUGUGUGCGAGUUGUCCUGGGGCCAGCACCCAGACCCAAGCGAGAGGUUGGACAGCGUGCAGUACUUUGACAUAGAAGACUGUGUGCUGGCGGCCAUCGAGCGAGACUUCAUCACCUGCCCCAGACACCCGGAUGUCCCCGUGCCACUCCAGGAGCUGGUACCUGAGCUCUUCAUGACCGACUUCCCAGCCAGACUCUUCCUGGAGAACAGCGAGCUGGUGCACAGUGAGGACCAAGGCAGCACCUUGGGCCAAGGUGGCAGCGGCACUGUCAUCUACCGGGCCCAGUACCAGGGCCAGCCCGUGGCUGUCAAGAGAUUCCAGAUCAAGAAGUUCAAGAACUUCGCCAGCGCCCCCGCAGACACCAUGCUGAGGCACCUGCGUGCCAUGGACGCCAUGAGGAACUUCUCAGAGUUCCGGCAGGAGGCCAGCAUGCUGCACGCCCUGCAGCACCCCUGCAUCGUGUCGCUCAUCGGCAUCAGCAUCCACCCACUCUGCUUUGCCCUGGAGCUCGCCCCGCUGAGCAGCCUCAACACGCUGCUGUCCGAGAACACCAGAGACUCUUCCUUUAUGCCCCUGGGUCACAUGCUCACCCAGAAAAUAGCCUACCAGAUCGCCUCAGGCCUGGCCUACCUGCACAAGAAAAACAUCAUCUUCUGUGAUCUCAAGUCCGACAACAUCCUGGUGUGGUCCCUGGACGUCAAGGACCCCGUCAACGUCAAGCUGUCGGACUACGGCAUCUCGCGCCAGUCCUUCCACGAGGGCGCCCUGGGCGUGGAGGGCACUCCUGGCUACCAGGCCCCAGAGAUCAGGCCGCGCAUUGUGUACGAUGAGAAGGUAGACAUGUUCUCCUAUGGCAUGGUGCUAUACGAGCUGCUGUCGGGGCAGCGCCCUGCUCUGGGCCACCACCAGCUGCAGAUCGCCAAGAAGUUGUCCAAGGGUAUCCGCCCGGUGCUGGGGCAGCCUGAGGAGGUGCAGUUCCACCGGCUGCAGGCACUCAUGAUGGAAUGCUGGGACACGAAGCCGGAGAAGCGGCCGCUGGCCUUGUCGGUGGUGAACCAGAUGAAGGACCCCACGUUUGCCACAUUCAUGUAUAUGCUGCCAUGCGGGAAGCAGUCGUCCUUCUUCUCCUCCCAGGGCCAGGAGUACACCGUGGUGUUCUGGGACGGGACCGAGGAGUCCAGGAACUACACGGUGGUGAACACAGAGAAGGGCCUCCUGGAGGUGCGGAGGAUGUGCUGUGCAGGCCUGAGACUAAGCUGCCAACUGAAGGUGCAGAACUCGCUGUGGACAGCCACUGAGGACCAGAAAAUUUACAUCUACAGCCUCAAGGGCAUGUGCCCCUUAAGCACACCCCAGCAGGCCCUGGACACCCCGGCUGUUGUCACCUGCUUCUUAGCAGUACCUGUGAUUAAAAAGAAUUCCUUCCUGGUGCUGGCGGGCCUGGCGGACGGGCUCGUGGCCGUGUUCUCCGUGGCACGGGGCGUGCCCAGCGACAGCUGCUCCUACUUGUGCUCACACACGGCCAACAGGUCCAGGUUCGGCAUCCCGGACGAAGACGUGCGGCAGAACCCCUACCCAGUGAAGGCCAUGGAGGUGGCCAACAGUGGCUCGGAGGUGUGGUAUAGCAAUGGGCCAGGCCUUCUGGUCAUCGACUGUGCUGCCCUGGACAUCCGCAGGCGCCUGGAGCCCUACACGGCUCCCUCGGCAGUCACGGCGGUCGUGUGCGGCUCCGAGUGCCGGGGCGAGGAGGUCGUCUGGUGCUUGGAUGACAAGACCAACUGCUUGGUGAUGUACCAUUCAGCCACCUACCAGCUGUGCGCCCGCUACUUCUGUGGGGACCCCAACCCUCUCAGGGAUAUGUUCCCCGUGCAGCCUUUGGGAGAGCUCCCAGACACCCCCAUCGCCGCCCCCAAAGAGCCCAGGAGGGACUGCAUGGCUGAUGUGAGCAUCAUGUACAGCAAGGAGUCGGGCACACAGAUCCUGACCCACCAGGACUCGCUGACCGACUACUGCUCCAUGUCUUCUUGCUCCUCGUCCCUGGCCCCCCAGGCCGCCAGGUCCCCCUGCAGCCUGCCCAGCUCCCCGGUCAGCUGUGCCAGCGUGCCUUUCUCCAGCCCCUGCGAAGAUGCUGACCAGCUGCACGAAGUCAGUGCCUCGCCCGACAGGGCUGAGCCCGAGCUGAGCCCCCUGGAUGGGGACGCUUUCAGUCAGCACCUGCAGGCCGUGAAGCUCCUGGCCGUGAAGGACCUCAUUUGGGUGCCCAGGCGGGGUGGAGAUGUUAUCAUCAUUGGCAUGGAGAAGGAUUCAGGUGCCCAGCGGGGCCGAGUCAUCGCAGUCUUAAAAGCUCGAGAGCUGACUCCACAUGGGGCACUGGUGGACGCAGCCGUGGUGGCCAAGGACACGGUGGUGUGUGGCUUUGUGAACGAACAAGCAGAGUGGUGUCUGGCCGUGUGGAGGGGCUGGGGCGCCCGGGAGUUUGACAUUUUCUACCAGUCCUAUGAGGGGCUGGGCCGGCUGGAGGCGUGCCCACGGAGGAGGAGGUGAUUCCAGUGCGUGACAGUCACACGGAGCUGGCUCAUGACCACUCGCCCUGGCACUGCAGCCUGCAGCACCCUGAGGACCAGGAGGGUGGUGGAGCCCCGCCCUGGACUCCGUGCUGCUGAGAAACAGCCAGGCACCAAUGAUUUGGGGGGGUUCCUGGUUUCCUAGGGUAAUGUGACCUGAACACCCAGGGGAGGGCUGUGGACGACAGUGAGAGACACCUCCCCCGCUUCCUCUGUCAGCUGCCAGGAGCAGCAGAGGGGACCCUGUCCCAGUAGCAAGCCUCCCUGACAUAAUGGACCUGCCCGGCUGCCUUCCUGGGUCUCUGAUGGAAUUACACCAGAAUCUCUGAGAUUGGGAGCAGUUCAGGGCAGGGUCGGGGAGGGUCCUGACCCCUACCUCUCCCCCACCCCAGGCUCUCAUCCCCUUUCACAAGCUCCUGAGUGCCCCCCGGGUCCAGUGUGGGCCUGCCAGGAUCAGAUAUCCCCUGGCAUGGAAGGUGUGUGUGUGUGAGAAGCCCCGGAGGACCAGCCGAGGCAGUGCCCGCUGGGUCCUGGAAUGAAUGGGUUCCUUUAAGCCUCGAGGCCCUGGGCAAGCCUCUGCAUUUUUCUCCCUGACAAAGGGAAGGAGAAUUUCCCAGGGGCUCGGAAGGGGCCCUGGGCUUCCAGCUUUGCAAAAUAAACUGGGCAGCCGCUGG